This is a messenger RNA of Helicoverpa armigera (cotton bollworm), 1344 nucleotides long. RefSeq lists its product as uncharacterized. Bases 376 to 1338 code for a protein of 320 amino acids. The transcript is spliced from 5 exons. The record is from RefSeq and is a predicted model, not a curated record. NCBI's taxonomy places the organism in Eukaryota, Metazoa, Arthropoda, Insecta, Lepidoptera, Noctuidae.
GCCCAAUUUUAUUUACUCGUAAGGGCUGAUUUUUCAAGAGCCAGAUAAAACGUCAAGUAGCUAACUGAUCAAUAACUUUAUCUGAUUCUUUAACGAACCAAUAAAGAGUUUCAAUUUUUCAAAGCAUAGUUACCAGUCAGUUUACUACCUGACCUUUUUUUGUGACUAGCUUCACACUACAUCUGUGUGAGCGAGACGCGCUUAUGAACAUUUACAGAUCUAAGAAAGAGACAAACAAUUUUCAACUUAAUGACAGCGGUUGUCACAUUUUAGAGGGAAUCAUAACAUAACCUUAAACUUUGACGACUCGUCUUCGUGUUAAUAUUUAUUUUCCGUUCGAAUUUAUUGUUUGCUUUUUGUGUGUUGUGUGUAAUCAUGGAAAAUAUCGUAAAACGUGAACGUUCCACGAAUUUUAACAAAAGCGAAAUAAGAUUAUUGACUGAAUUGGUGGCAAAACACCGUACUAUAAUUGAAAAUAAGCAGACAGACGCCGUAACCAAUAAAGAAAAGGAAGCAGCGUGGAUAAAAAUCAGUUCAUUAUUUAAUGCGGCUACGGGAUUUACAGCGAGGAGUACCAAGAGCCUGAAGCUUAAAUAUGAAGGCAUAAAAAAGGAAACCAAAAAAACAUUGGCCAAACAUCGGCAAGAGCUGUACAAAACUGGUGGCGGGCCCUCUUCAGCCCCAGAGGUUACAGAUAUACAGGAGAGGGUUAUCGCGAUAUGUUCGAAUAUCAAUGGGCUGGAUGCUCGAAAUGACAGCGACAAAAUUCCAGAACCUUUAGAACUGGAAGAGACUGCUAAAGUUGACCCGCUAUCGUUGCCACUGCAAUCAUUAGAAAAUAAUUUAGUAAUUGUACCAUGUGAUGACGAUAUUCCGUGUACUUUAGAUCAAGAAGAGUUUUGCCCGCAACAGGAUUUAAAGGAGAAAGUUAACAGUGAAAUUGGAAAUGACAAGGCCUUUGAUGACUUUCAAUCUAUAGAGAUACAGGAUAUGGAAGUGGAUCAAACUGAAAAAGAGAAUAAGUGGUCUUCAUGGAAGCCAAAGGCUUUAAAAACUAAGAUUAGUCCAUACUUGAAAAGUAAUCAAAAAAUUACUAAAGUUGGAGUGACUGCAAAACUGGACCAUUUAACUGAAUCUCGCUUAGAGCUAGUGAAGCUCCAGAAGGAAAUUGCCAUAAAAGAGCAUGAGUUUGUCAAACAGGCACACUUAUUAAAAAUGCAGAACCUGCAUAAUGAUGAAAGAAGGAAGCAGGAAAUGCAUGAAGUACUAUUAAGUAAGCUCCGUACUGGUGUAAAUUAUGGAACAAGUCCUUUAGAAAUAAUAAAUAAAGAUUUAUAAAAUGUU